This is a messenger RNA of Dreissena polymorpha, 2523 nucleotides long. RefSeq names its product KH domain-containing, RNA-binding, signal transduction-associated protein 2-like. Gene Ontology annotation, molecular function: mRNA binding. Gene Ontology annotation, cellular component: nucleus. Gene Ontology annotation, biological process: regulation of alternative mRNA splicing, via spliceosome. The record is from RefSeq and is a predicted model, not a curated record. The coding region runs from base 137 to 1600 and encodes 487 amino acids. The transcript is spliced from 9 exons. Lineage: Eukaryota; Metazoa; Mollusca; Bivalvia; Myida; Dreissenidae.
CGUUUUGACAGAACUACUUUCUCAAGUCCCACGCUUCGAUCUUUCCGCCAUUGUGUGCUUGACAAGAUAUUAAAGAAUACUGUGAGAGAUAGAUUUUGUACCAAGUGAGAGAUAGAUUUUGUAUCAACAAGCCACCAUGGACGAUAUUAAAGUUGAAGAUUCACCAGUAGCAUCUCCGUACCUGACAGAAAUCAAAACAGAGAUGACUAAACUUGAUGCUGAGGAUUAUGCUCAUGCAACGCGACUUUUAGCAGAGGAAGCAAAACGUGUUGAAAGUGGGGACAAGUAUAAGGCUGUACCUCUGAUAGAACUUCAUCAUGAGAGAGCAGCAAGUAAUGCUGUUAAGAUCCGCAUUCCUUCAAAAGAAUUCCCCAGGGUGAAUUUCUCAGGUAAACUGUUGGGCCCCAAGGGCAGCACCCUGAAGCAACUGCAGCAGGAGACUGGAUGCAAACUCUCCAUUCUAGGAAGGGGAUCUAUGAGGGACAAGAACAAGGAAGAGGAACUAAGGAAGCAGGGAGGGAAGUAUUCUCAUCUGAAUGAUGAGCUCCACCUCCUCAUUGAAUGUUUUGCUGAACCCACUGAUGCUUAUAACCGACUUGCACAUGCAAUCGGAGAAAUCAAGAAAUUCAUGAAUCCACAUGAAGAGAACCUUGGCCUCAACAUGGGUGGCUAUCCUCCACAGCAGCAGAUGGGUGAAGACCAGGGCUACUUCAAUGGGGAAGGUUCAAUGGGGCGAGGUGCAGGCGGCCCUAGAGGUGCCCCAGCCCCCAGGGGAGGCAUGCCUGGUCGUGGGGGACUACUGGCCCCACCUGGUGGACGAGGGGGCAUGCCACAGAGAGGCAGUUUGUUUAGGCCCAGUGCACCUGGAGGUCGUGGAGCCCUUGCACCGAGAGGUGCCCCUGCACCCAGAGGAAUGGCCCCUGCUCCACGAGGGGCAGCCCCGGGCAUGCGGGGAGCUCCUGCAGCAAGAGGAGCACCAGCCCCGCGGGGUGGACAGGCAGUGCGCCCUGCUAUGGGGGCAGCACCUGCAGGCAGAGGGGCCCCACAGGGCAUGAGAGCCCCUCCCCCCAGGGGGGCCCCAGCAGGCAUGAUGUCCCGAGGAUCUCCAUCAGCAGCAAGGGGCCGACCAAUGGCCCCUCCUCCAUCAGCCCAAUCUAGGGCUCAGCAAGUCACACAGCAGGAGUAUGAUGACUAUGGAGCAGGCGCUGCUUAUGAAGAACCUGUAAGAAACUUGGAAUCCAGUAGUAACCAAUAUGUAGAGCAGCAGACUUAUGCCCAAGAGACGUAUGAUGAUGGCUAUGGCCAGGUACAGCCUGCUAGGAGGGACCCGUAUGCAGUGGAACAAGACAUGUAUGCUGAACCUGCAUCUGCCGGAGGAGACACACAGUUCUUUGACUAUGGACAUGGGUCUACAACCUCUGCCUAUGAUGACUAUGGACAACAGUCCCACCAGGCCACAUCUGAGUAUGAUCGUGGAUCCCUCAAAGCCCCUCCCCCUACUGGUUCCCGGGGCGGGCGUGGUGCCGUGAGAUCUCACCCAUAUGACACAGGGCGGGCACCCAUGCAGCAGAGCCGAUAUGGAGGUGGGGGAUACCAGUAAUCCCCUGGUCUGCACAGGACUGUGAAGGGCUGUCUACAAUCUGAUACUGCACUGGGCAGUGUUCUCUCUGGAGACAAGACUGUAGCUGCUUGGCUAUAGGUAUUUGCUUGUCCAAUUAAAGGAGGGAGUUUAUUCAUUCAUCAUGUUGAAUCAUAGUGGUUCAUUUAAAAGUGGACAUUGCAAAUACAUUUACAAAAUCCCAUUUCAUAAACUUUUUAAAAUACUUUUAUCAUGCUCAUUUUAUCACUUUUAUACUGUACUCAUAAAUCUUGAACACCAAUGUCACUUUUAUUUUCAACUUUAAAUUUCAAUAUAAAUAUACCAACAAUAGUAAUGACCAAAACAAUUUACUCACAUAUUCUAAAAAAAGUUUUGAGAGUCGUGUGUCUGGCAUGUAAAGAGUGAACCCAAAACAAAUACCAAAUAAUUCUAUGAUUAUAUUUACUUAUUGUACCAUAUUGAAAUUGUUUAUGCGAUAUUCACAAUGUUGCAACAUUUGUCAACUAAUUAAAUGUGUAUUAGUAUUGUUUAUUGUCAGUGUGUCUUAUAACAGAAAACAACAAACAUAAAAAAAUGAAGAUCAUUUAAACUAACAGUUAAUUGUGCGUGUAAAUACAGAAAUUACAUAACUGUUAUUGAAAGUCUACAAAUUAGAAUAAUUAGUUGUACAUUUUCUGCAAUCAUUGUUAUACCAAAUUCAACACCUAAAAUAAUCUAGGUGUAAUAAUUACAAUUUAUGGCAUAACAGUAACUAUCAACAGUAUCAAUUGUAGUAAAUUUUAACCUUUUGAUAAAAAUUCUCAGUUUUAUAGUUGUGAACCCCAAAUAAAUUUGCAUUUACCCUUAUGUCAGACAAAGUUAUAUUUAAUAUUGUGAUUAAAUUGUGUGUGUCAAUAUGCAAAAUAAAAAAAAAGUGUACAAAC